Molecule: messenger RNA, 1272 nt
Organism: Dovyalis caffra
Lineage: Eukaryota; Viridiplantae; Streptophyta; Magnoliopsida; Malpighiales; Salicaceae
Source: the annotation of a GenBank genome assembly
AUGGAGAAAAGAGUUUCCAUGCUUUUGUUGUUAAUACUACUUUGUACAUUGAGCAAUGGAGUAUAUGGCAAAAGUAAAGCUAGAAUACCUCGAUUUGAAAUCAACAGGAGGUUAAAGCUUCUCAAUAAAUCUGCAGUCAAGACCAUUAAGAGUGAAGAUGGAGAUAUUAUUGACUGUGUUGAUAUCUACAAGCAACCUGCUUUUGAUCAUCCUGCUCUGAAAAACCAUACUAUUCAGAUGCAACCCAGUUUUAUUCCUGCAGUAGAGACUUCAAAUGGAAAACUCGAGAAUUCUCGACCAGUUGUGUCUCAACUUUGGAAAAGAAGAGGUAGUUGUCCUAAGGGAACUAUUCCUAUCCGCAGAAUUCGAAGGCAGGACUUAUUGAGAGCUAAUUCCCUUGAUGAAUUUGGGAGAAAGAGCCCUGAACAUUUCGAAAGAACAAACAAAACAGCCAACCAAGAUCGCAUUAUGCACCUCAACAACACCAAUGGCCCAAUCCUUAGUCCUACUCCAGAAAAUCGUUCUACUGCAAUUCUUUUGACAUAUGGAUUCAAUUUCAUUGGAGCCAGUGGAGAAAUAAAUGUCUGGAACCCACAUGUGGAAAAACCACCUGAAUUCUCUACUGCUCAAAUCUGGCUUAAGAAUGGAGAAGUGGACAGUUUUGAAAGCGUGGAAGCAGGAUGGAUUGUAAGCUUUUCAUUAUAUGCUGAUACACGGACCAGAUUUUUCAUAUACUGGACGGCGGAUGGAUACAAAAACACAGGUUGCUUCGAUCUCACUUGCUAUGCAUUCGUGCAAACUAGCAAGGAAAUAACUAUUGGUGGAGCUCUUGAGCCAGGUUCAAGUACACAUCAACAACAGUAUGUUCUCCCACUCAACAUCUUCAUGGAUCCAAGCACAAGCAAUUGGUGGCUGAUGUAUCACAACAUUACUGUUGGAUACUGGCCUGGAAGUCUCUUCUAUUUGCUAAAACACAGUGCCACAUCUGUCGAAUGGGGAGGACAAGUUUAUAGUUUUAAUGUCAGGAAAAGUCCACACACAAAGACAGCCAUGGGAAGUGGAUAUAAUGCAGAGCAAUUAUAUGGUUUGGCAUGUUUCAUUGGACAUCCAAGGAUUUUGGAUUAUUCCAAGUCGUAUAAGUAUCCUACUUUUGUUGGGAUUUGGAAAGACGAAUACAAUUGCUACUCUGCCAUUAAUUACAAAGAGGGAAAUGGAAAUAGUGAACCUUUAUUUUUCUUCGGAGGGCCAGGUCAAAGCCCUCGUUGUCCAUGA